Molecule: messenger RNA, 2520 nt
Organism: Bufo bufo (common toad)
Lineage: Eukaryota; Metazoa; Chordata; Amphibia; Anura; Bufonidae
Gene: MDH1B
Product: malate dehydrogenase 1B
Exons: 10
Coding region: 60-1583 (507 amino acids)
Biological process (GO): malate metabolic process; oxaloacetate metabolic process; tricarboxylic acid cycle
Molecular function (GO): L-malate dehydrogenase (NAD+) activity
Source: RefSeq, a predicted model, not a curated record
UCUGUUUAGCGUCGCCUGGCAACAGAGUCGGGUUGUCCUGUGCGCACAAGGCGGCUGUCAUGGCAAAGUUCGUCCUUGCUGGAAGGGCAGACUGCCCCUACUAUGCCAAAGCAGAACUUCUAGCAGAUUACCUUCAGAAGAACCUGCCGAACUUCAGAGUACACAAAAUGACCCAGCAUCCAGAUGACUGGGAGGAGUGGCUGGCGGACUUGUGCCUAAGGAAUGGAUGGAAGCACAACCGCUCUCCUAUAAUAUGGAGAGAGCUGUUAGAUCGGGGAAGCAAGGGCCUACUUCUUGGAGGGUUUAAUGACUUUCUGGAACAUGCCCAGGAGUACUACAAUGUAACAUCAGCUAUGGUGAGUGAUCAAAUGAAGGACAUUGCUGCAGAGAAUAUACAAGCCCACCUUGACCUAGAAGAAGAAGAAAAUAACAUUAGGCAGCAGUUCAAUCCACUGCAUCUCUGGAUUAUCAGUGCUUCAAUGCCUGCCAGCUACAGCCUUAUCCCUAUAUUGGCCAGCGGUGAGGUUUUUGGAAGAAAGAAAGACAUCUGGUUACAUUUAUUGGACAGCAUCCACGCCCAGCAGACUUUGCAAGGACUGAAAAUGGAGGCUGAAGACUUAGCGUACCCAUGUCUGCGGAAAGUGACUCUCCACACAAUAGCUGAUGAUGCAUUUCUUCAAGCAGACUUUGUAAUUGUCCUUAAUGAUGUACUUGCCAAAGACGACCAAUGUUCAGAAGCUCAUAUUAGCAAGAUCAAGGAACAGUGUGCUCAGUAUGGAAGGCUCAUUGAUCAGAAUGCAAGCAAAGACGUGAAAGUGAUUGUAUCAGGAAGCGCUUAUGCAAACCUCUCAGCCCUGGUUCUAAUACAAAGUGCACCAUCUAUCCACCCUCACCAUAUAGUGGCUUUGCCAACACAGCUGGAGUUUGAGGCGAAAGCUCAGAUAGCAAAGAAGCUCAGUAUAAAUUCAUCAGUCAUCAAAGAUGUGAUCAUUUGGGGCAACAUUGGUGGCAUUAACCACCUUGAUCUUCAUAUGUCAAAAAUAUACGAAUAUGACAGUUCUAUUUGGAGUCCAUCAAGUUUCUUUAGACCAUUACUCCCCAUGAUACAUGACAGGAAAUGGUUGAAAAACGAGAUUGUCACAGAGUGGAAAAAACGAAAGGAACAUCGCUCCGGCCUUUCAGCUGCCCACUCCAUUGCCACUGUCUUGUCCUAUUGGCAACAUGAUUCAGAUGCUGAAGGGAUUGUUUCACUUGGUGUCCUCAAUGAAGGAUUUUUUAAUCUUCCAGCUGAUAUUGUUUACUCCAUGCCAGUUAAAUUCCAGAAUGGGAACUGGCAGGUAUGCACACAGGUAGCAAUUCCGGAAGAUGCCAGAGACGCCAUGUUACAAGCAGCAGCUGAGUUAAUCAAGGAAAAAAACAUUGCUUUUGGAAUUUCCCAAGAACUAACAUUUGGAUUGGAGGAAGCAAAAGAAGAAGAAGUCAUUGAACAGGAAAAUUCAUCAAACAAACUGAAAAAAGAAUCUUCAUUGCUGAGUGGGGAAGAUCAGCUAAAUGUCCAGGCAUCUCCUGACCAACCUAGUUGAAGUUCUCUUACCUUAAACUUACCUGUGGUUUAUUGCUUUUCCAAGACUUUUAUACUGUGAACCAUCCUCUGAAUAGGCCAUCAGUAGGCUUCAGCGAAUCAACCUUAAGAUCAUAGAUCCAAAGUUGAUUCGUUCAAAUACGUAGAUUUUAAUGCUGUUUUUAUUCAGCAUUAAAAUGUAAAAUUUUGCCCGAAGUCACGCAAGACUUCAGCGAAUUGCUACUGUAUUCAUAUCUGCGUAUUGAAAUUUUUUUUAAAUAACAAUCCAAAUUGGGCUUUACUGGUUGGUACCUCGACACCAAAGCCUAGUUCAGAUUGCUAUUAAUUUUUUUUUAAAAUACGCACAUAUGAAGGCACUAAUAAUUCACUGAACAAACUUUGGCUCCACGGAGCCAAUAUAUUUUAAUGCUGUACGGAAACAGCAUUAAAAUCAAAGUAAUUGAACGAAUUAACUCCGGAUCCAUGAUCCGAAGGACAAUUCGCUCAAGCCUAGUCAUCAGUAUCUGAUUGGUGGGGGGUUCUGGAUGUUGGAUCCCCAGGUGUAUCAGCUGUUUGAGAGGGCACUGGUGCUCACAGUAGUGCCUCGGCCUUCUUGCUGCUUAGCCUAGGCCAUGUGACGUUACAUUCAUUGAUCACAUGGCCUAGUUGCAGCUCCGCCCCUUUGAAGUGAAAGAGGCUGAGCUGCGAUCCCAAGCACAGCCGCUAUCAAAUGUAUGGCACUGUGCUUUGAGCUGAGAGAAGGCCGCGGCGCUAUGGUGAGCGCCAGUGCCUUUUCAAACAGCGGAUCAGCGGUUGUCCCCGGUGGCGGACUUCCACCAAUCAGAUACUGAUGACUUAUCCAGAGGGUAGGUUAUCAGAAUAAAAGUCUAGGAAAACCCCUGUAAUCUAUUUUCACUUAAUAAUUACUAAAUAAGAUUAACCUGUAACAAAGAUUAAAA